CAUCAUUUAUAUUCGCCAAGACUCUCAAAUAUAUGGUCAUGUUAAUGGUUAAUCACAUUAGAGGAUUCAUAGAGGAACCGAAAGCAGUGUAGAGCAACAAACGCCGCAUCAGAAAAUGGCAACGACAGAUCCGUCGUCCUCUUCAGAUUCUCCGACAUCAGAAUCCGCAGCAUCGUUGGCGUCGAUUGCAGAGAAUCUUCAGCGUUCUGCUAUUCAAUCUGCUCGUACUGUGCAACACAACUCUUCCAAUCGUUUCCGUGCUUUUCAGAAUUUUUUACCAGAAGCAGUGUCACAGUAUAGAACUUACGAAGAUGCUUUCUUCAAUAAAGUUAAAGAUGGAUUGAUGGUUGCAACGGAGCAUCCAGCUUUAGGAGUUGGUUUUGCUAUUUCUGCCGCCCUUCUUGUUAUGCGAGCUCCAAGAAGGUUUCUGUUUCGUAAUACAUUGGGCCGAUUUCAGAGUGAGGAGGCACGGUAUGCUAGUGCUGAGAAGAAUGUGAAGGACUUGAGCCUUUCAGUAGAUCUAUUGAAGAAGGAGAGCAUAAAAUUGCUUCAAAGGACAGCUCUAGCUGAGAAGGAAAUGAAGUAUGGGCGUAACGAACUCAUGAGUGCUGGAACCCAAUUUCAAAAGCUGGCAAAAUCAUCGUACAAGGUUGAAGCCCGAGCUGCUGAUUUAAUAGACAGGCUGCGGGAUAUACCUAGUCGUGAAUCUCUGGCACUCCGAGCUGAGGUUGCCUCUAUGGCUUCAAUUUUGAAGCGACAGAGAUCUGCAGUGGACAAACGGAUAAUGAAGAUUUCCGAGUUAGGGGUUCCUGUGUGAAUUGGUGGACAGGUUUUGGACCUUCUCUUAAUGCACAUCCAUCUCAGUCAUCGCAAUUUUCUUGAAUAAGUUCUGUUGAGGACGUACAUAGCUGUACGUAUAAUGCAGACCCAUUUCUUGGGCCAUCUCUUUUAUUUAGUCAAUUAAGUGAAUAGGUAGCUAUCCUUAAUAAAGUUGUAACUUGAAAAUGUUUUUUUUGAAUAUUACAACUUUACAGCAAUUCAAGUAUAAAGAGACAUAUUCUCAUUGUUCGCAACUGUUAAGAAUCGGCGAGUGAAUACCCCAUAUAAUUAUGCAUCUUCUAGGACUCACAAAACCCAGC
This is a messenger RNA of Gastrolobium bilobum, 1139 nucleotides long. Its product is annotated as RGS1-HXK1-interacting protein 1. The transcript has 8 exons. Bases 116 to 817 code for a protein of 233 amino acids. The record is from RefSeq and is a predicted model, not a curated record. NCBI's taxonomy places the organism in Eukaryota, Viridiplantae, Streptophyta, Magnoliopsida, Fabales, Fabaceae.